Penicillium vulpinum is the source of this 843-nucleotide messenger RNA. RefSeq lists its product as uncharacterized. The record is from RefSeq and is a predicted model, not a curated record. NCBI's taxonomy places the organism in Eukaryota, Fungi, Ascomycota, Eurotiomycetes, Eurotiales, Aspergillaceae. The transcript has a single exon. The coding region runs from base 1 to 843 and encodes 280 amino acids.
AUGUCUUCUCCACCAGGUAUCAAAACCUACACUUCAGCGCCUGUGAACUCCAACAAGCAGGAAGAAGGCACGCACACAGCGACCUCGCAACCUGAACCCGCCACCGCAAUCGAGUCACCAGCAAGCGCACCCUCACAACCUCCACAAGCACCUGCAACAACAACAGCAACAGCAACAGCCACAGCUCCCUCAGACCCUCCAAUCGACACAGCCGCCGAGCCCAGCUCCUCGCCACCACCAGCACCCCAGCCAGGCGCCGCAGUGCAACCAACCCCAACAGCAACAGCAACAGCAACAGCAACAGCCGCCCCCGAACAACCACCACCAACAACCUCCUUCCCCGAGACAGCAACAUCCACAACCCAGACCCCACCCGCACCCCAGCCCGGCGCCCUCCCAUCACCACCAACAGCAUCCACAGAAACAACAGUAUCGCCCAAGUCCUCUCCAAUCCCCCCACCCCCCAAAGCCGGCGAAACCAUCUCUCAACCUCCACCACAAGCAGCCCAGCCAACCCAGCAAAGCUACGCGCAAUCCUACUCCUACAAUGCGCCCAGCCUAGGUCCGCAGACUACACUGCCGAACUCGACCUCCUCGCCUUACUCAUCUGUAUACCAGAGCCAGGCGGGACCGCACGCUCGUCACCAGUCACAGGCGCAGACUCUGCCGAUGCACUACGGUGCCAGUGCUGAGACGGGGUCUGGUGGUGGGGCGAGUAGUAUCUUCCCUGAAGAGGAGGAGGGGUUUAUGGGUGCGGCGAAGGGGUGGAUGCGUUGGUCUGGGAAUAAGUUGGCGGAGGUUGAGAAGGGGCUUUGGAAGAAGAUUAAUGAUGUUCAUGAUUAG